Molecule: messenger RNA, 6264 nt
Organism: Symbiodinium sp. CCMP2456
Lineage: Eukaryota; Dinophyceae; Suessiales; Symbiodiniaceae
Source: the annotation of a GenBank genome assembly
AUGGCGGGGCCCACAGCGAUGUGCCGCAUGAUCGUCAUGUCCUGGUGCUGGAGCUUCUUGGCCGACUACUUGUGGUUGCCAGCCUUGGCCUAUGCAGCAGAUCAGGGUCAUGGACCUUCGUUUCUGGGCUUUGCCUUCGCCCUGAACCUGGGAUCCCGUCUGAUUCCCAAUGUGGCCGUGACUAAGUUAGGUCGCAAGGCAGAGUUCCCGAUGAUGGUGCUGGUCAUUGCCGGAUACUCUACGUCUCUUCUGCACCCGACUCAAGCAUGGGCAUUCUUCUUCAUGGCAUUCUGCUCCGGCUUGGGGUUUCUGCGAGUGUGUGUGACGCUGCACAUUCAAGCAGCAUUUGCCGAGUCAGAGCAGUUUUGCACUGUCUGCAAGUAUGCGGGAGCUUCGAAGAAUUUGGGCAGCAUUUCGGCCAUGAUCUUGCCCAUCCUCCUCUAUCAGCAACAUGGAUGGCGGGCCGUCUGCCUCGGCGCUUUGGCAGCGGCGGUGUUGUACCUUUUCUUGUCGAUCCUGCAAAGCCUGCAGCAGGCCUCGGUGUCGGAGCUCGGGGUGAAGGACUCUGAAGCCGAUUUGACCGACGAUGUGAGCUCGGAUGGUGCCGUGGUGUGGAUCGACUGGAUCAUCGGCUUCGCUUUCACCAUUACGGAGCUUCAGUACAACAUCGGGAACGCCGCCAUUCCGCAGACCUUGACGAGAACAUUCGGACUGCAGGUUUGGCAGGUCGGACCUCUUCUCGCCAGUGUUAAUUGCGCUUGCAUGUGCUUUCUGGCUUUGCUGCCUCGCCUGCCGGUCGCAAUGUUACACCGGAACCCCGUGAACAUCGUCCUGGCCUUCCUUUCCAUCUUGCUGUCAUGGAUCCUUGCCUCCGUUGCCUCGUUCAUUCCGGAAGGCCUGCCCAUCUUUGUGGCCAGCAUCUUGCUCUUCACGCUGGCGGUGAACAUGGUCCAGGUCCUUCUCCUGGAGUAUCUCUCCAACGUCCUGGAUGCCCAAGGAUCCAAGAAACUCCUGGGCCUGUCUGAAACCUUGGGAUGUGGCUUCGCCAUGCUGGGCGGUUAUCUGGGUGAUGUGCUUGAAGUCUAUGGGGAUGCUGCGCCCUUCAUGAUGCAAAGCGCCGUCGCUCUGGUUGCCGUGUCCAUGGUGGGGGCCUGCCUGGGGUAUCGCCACAUGACACGCUCCAAGGUGUUGUGCAUGCAGGACGGGAAUGGUGCGGACGCUCGUUUACAAAACCCGGGUAGCCCGAGCAUGAGCAGGGCUUUGCGGUCUUGUGCACGGCAAAGCCUCGAGGGUGUCAGACAGAUUGUCAGCUGCACGUCGACACACAGCCUUGCAAGUGUGGAGUCGGCUUACCGGAAGGCCGUAACAAGGGCUGGCUCGCCUCUCGCAGCACCCUUACUCGAUAGUGACGUCUUGUCGCGAUCCUCCAGCCACCCGUCUGUGGCCAGUGAGCGAUCCGAUCGAUCUGAGCAGCAAAGCGAGCCCGGUGAUUGCGAUGCCUGGCUCCUUGACGUCGACAGAGGUGCUGAGGUGCUUGGCAUUCGACCGCCGGCGAGCACGCGGCCUCGCGUGGCUUCGGCCUCUGGUUUCUUCGCCCCACGCGUCCGCCUGGCGGCUGCAUCUGCCCCCGUGCAGAGGGGUGCGGUCUUGGGAGGCCGGCUUCUGCUGUGGAGCUUGCUCGGUGGCAUUGCUCUUAUCAGGGCAAUUUCGGCGGAUAGCCGGCUGCAUCUUGAGGCUCCUGGCUUCCUCUCUGGAAGUUCCUGCAAGGGUGGCAACGAGCUGGAGCGAGUUACUCUGCGCCUUGCUGGCCUUACCAUAGACAUCAGUCGCGACGGCGGCUCCAGCUCUUCACUGGGGUCGUUCGAGCUUGUGAAUUUGCCAGGUGCCCGGACCGAAACCGGACCCCGUGCUGGCAGUGAGUCUGCGGGAGCCUCUGUCGUUAGCUUGAACGAGCGGCUGGCCAACUGCACCACUGCGGCGGAGCUCAACUCUGUGGAGAUUGGGGCUUUUGCUGAACAAGCUCGGGGCCUGGGAUCGACUGGUGAGUGGGCGGCUCGAGGUCGGGCUGCACGAUCUCUCCUGGCUGGGGUGCAAGCGGCUAAGAAGCUGAGUGAAAAGAUCAACGCUGUGCCUCGAUCCCUCCCUCUUUCACUUAGCAAUCGCUUCUACGUCUGCUUGCGGUGCGAGCUCUUCCCGGAAGGCUUCGUCACUGAGAGCUUCAAGGUCUACAAGGCCACGUGCUUCAACAGUCGUGGGACCGCCCCGGAGGUUGGGUCGGUGAGCCACGGCUUCCCAUCGAAGACCGAGGAGGAAGUCCGCAACCUGGCGGUGCCCGGAGACGCUGCCCGGCCACUGGGGAUUAUCUUCUUUUGCGACCUGGAGGAAGAGCCCACUUGGCGGGCCACGGCUUUCCUCGUCCGAGUUGGACGUGGCGGUUUCCUCGUCGCCCUACCCUUGGACGACCGAGUGCAGGAUGCUCUGCAACAGCUGGGCGAGGACGAGGAGGACACCAUCUUCUUCGGGGAAAACACAGUGGCUUGCGAGACUGCUCGGCGCCGGCCAGUGGGAACCGUGAGCCUCUACCUGGUCGAUGACGCCCACUUAGCCGAGAUCGAGGCCGGCGUUGUCGAGGACAGCCAAAGGCUCAUCCUGGCUCAGACGCAAGUGCUGGCGAAGCUGGCCCAGCCAAAGGCCGUGGAUCCGCUGGCGGCCGCCCUGGGGAGCAUGACGAAAGAGGCCAUGGGCAUCGACGCCACCAAUGUGCCCUCGCGCCUGAUGCUGGGCUACGUCGAGCGCAAAAUGCCGGUGGGCGACCAGAAGCUCCUAGCUCUCAUCGCCACGUUCGCCGCGUCUGGUUGGCGCGCAGCGGGCGACGAGGGGAACACGAGCUUAGAGAGCUGGAUGGCAAAGCUCCUGGUCUUUUGCGACCAGAGCUCGGUGGAGGGGGGCAGGACCCAACUGCCCUGGCUGCUCACAGGGUUGAGCGACCCAAACUUCGCAGCCAUGAACCGACGACGUCAAGGCAUCAAGCCGUUUGGCCGUUUGAUCCCGAGCACUUGGAUGUCAGCAAACAUCGCGUAUGUCAAGGAGAUGGAUUUCCUGGGAGCCCGCGUUGCAGGAGGCACGGCGACCUCUUACGAUGCAGGGCUAAGCGCGCCGGCGAAGUUUGGCCUGUCCCGCCACCGUGCCGAUGGACGGACCACGCACGAGGCACUUGGGCGUUCUUGUGAAAAAUUCAACCUCUUGCUUGAGUUGAGUGCAGCACUGCCCAGCUUGGAUGCCACGGAUCCCGUUGCAGCAGAUGCCCGCUUAGCCAAGUUGGUUGCCGAAUUGCAAUCCGGGUGGGACUCUUAUGCUCGUAGGUUCACGGAUCGCGGGGCGAAAUCCUUCGCUUGGCUGGCAAAUGGGACGAACACCAGGUCCCCAGCACCUCGUUCUGCCACAUGGGAGUUUCUUGCGAUUGACGACCGCCUUACUGCACAGAUCGUGAGUCGUGAAGCUUGGCGACGAUUGUGCCACCCGGAUCGCGACACAUCAAUCUUCGCUGCUUCAGAGCUCGCUUAUCAGAGCGUCGGAUUUGUGCAACAUCCACGCAAAAGACGACGUGACGAGCUUCGGGGGGUUUACCUCGGGGCCGAAGCUGAUGGCGAAGUUGGCAUUGUGAGUGCACCGCGCUGCCGCGUCAUUGUGCUCAUGGUGCUUACUGCUGCGAUUGCUCGAAAGGGCACAUGUUCUUCAUCGCUUCUCGCCUCCAUCCUGGGGCUUUGGAUUCAUGUGUUGAUGUUCCGUCGGCCGGUGCUGGCCCUCUUGAACCAGGCCUUUUUAGACUCGCGUCGUGAACCGGUGGACCGUGUGCUGCCCUUGCAUCGUGACACUGUCAACGAGCUCCUCGCCUUGGCAGUGCUUGGGCCCGUGUUGCAAACGGACCUUCGGGUGUCCUACACCGAGCAGCUCUUUGCUAUGGACGCCAGUCCAGAUGGAGCCGGCUUAGUUGCCGCGCCUCUGGUCAAGGAGUUGUGGCGUUUUUCGGAGCAACGCGGUUUCUACACCCGACUCGCCAAUCCCGCGGGCCCGCGGGCGAAUGCUUGGAAAGCUUGGGCCUGGAAUCCGCACCGGCUUUUGGUCUUCUCGGGCGACGGGGCUUGGUCGGCAGCGCACCAGGCUGCGGGGCUCCGGGCGUUCCCCGGGUUGACUUGCGAGCGUGGUGGUGCGCCGCGAGCUGUUCGGUUUAGCGACCUGAGCUCCGUCAGUGUGUUUCACGAGUUGCGCAGCCUUGCUUUGCGGGGCGUUGUCGGCGAGUGGCACGCUUCACCUCCGGCUGGCUCCUUCCAAACCUUGCGGCGCCCCCGGUUUAGGUCUAAGAGUAGGCCUUGUGGGUUUGGGUCAGCACCGGCUUCGGCUCACCUGGAGAACUGCCUUGCUCGCCGCCUGGCGUUCUUGUUCUGCGUCGUUGCCUUGAACGGAGGGUACUUUUCGGUCGAGCAACCGGGCUCCAGCGUGAUGUUCUACUUGCAGUGUUUCGUCAGGCUGGCCAGCUUGGGUGCCGUGCUUACACGGUACUGCUGCUGUUCCUUUGGUGCACCCUUCAAACGCCCUCGGCAGCUUCUUCACAACAAAGGCUGGUUGCUCGAACUCGAGGGCCCUUGCUUGUGCUCCCGGGACCGACCUCACUUUCGCGUCGAAGGCACCUUUACCACUGCUUCUUUGAGCUCUUUUGAGGACUCUUGUGCCCCGUCUAGCCUCUCGGUCUUUGGUGCUUCACCUGCGGUUGGUGAAUCGUUGGCCAGCUUUGCUGCGCGCUCCCCUUUGCGCCUGGUUCAGCGCAUGGCCUCCGGGAGUGUCUGGGCGCGGGACGGUUCGGUUCCUGUGUUGUCCUUGUCCGUGUCCGCCAAGUACGCCACCCUGCAGACCCUAACCUUAGGUGGUUUAGUCCCCCUGCCCGACUUGUCCGAAGUGCGGUUUGAGUCUCGCCCAUGCCACGACGACCCGGAGUGGAUCGGUGAGCUUAGCGACUCUUUAGAAUUUAGGGAACUCCUUGGGUACAGGUUUAAGAAGCGCGGCCACAUCAACAUUCUUGAAACACGUUGCUACAAGACUUGGUUGAAAUGGUGUGCGACCCGACAUCGCAACUCCAGACUUCUGGGUCUGAUCGACUCUCGGGUUUUGUUGGGAGCGUCCGCGAAAGGGCGCUCAAGAAGCCCCUCCUUGAGCCAUGUGCUGCAGGGUAGUCUUCCCUUCCUGUUGGGCGGUGGCCUUUACCCCGGCGGCCUUCACGUGUACUCAGCUAAGAACCGCAGCGACGGGCCGUCCCGCGGACGUGCUGUCGAGCCUCCGACCAAGGAGCAGCCUCUUUGGCUCAGAGACCUGAUGUCUGGCAGCUACGAGCGCUUCGACAUCGUUGUGGCUGCGGCGGGCGUCCCCAAGCUCGCAGGCUUUGCAGCCUCCACGAAGCACAAGAUGCGCAAGGCCCUGGGAGCUUUUAUCGCUUGGCUGGAAAGCGAUCUGUAUCUCUUGGUCUAUGCCAUCACGGCUGUGCAAGAUGCUUUUCCGGAAUACCGCGGCAGCCUUGCUCCUGCGUGGCAGGUGGACAAGAAGUGGCAGGCUGCUGAACCCGGUCAAUGCCGACCUGUCAUUUCUCAGCCCAUCGUCCAAGCUGCUGUGACGUUGGCCCUUGUUUGGGGUUGGAAAGAUUGGGCCGCAGUUACCUUGAUCGGGUUCUUGUGCAUGCUGCACCCUUCUGAAAUAGUGCCCCUCGUGAGGCAAGACCUUGUUCUACCGUCGGAUGCCAUGACUACCGACUGGGUGGCUUACGUACAUGUGCGCAAUCCAAAGACGCAGCGGUUCGCCCGGCGACAGCACCGUCGUUUGGACGACCCUGUGACCCUGCAGUUCCUCAGCGCCCUCUACAAGGACCUUCCGCUGGAUGCCCGUCUGUUUCGUGCGUCGAUGCAUGUGUAUCGUCGGCAGUGGAACGCCAUCAUGGCGCGCUUGGGUGUGCCAUACACCCAAGCCGAGCGCGGCGCCACUCCUGGCGUUUUGCGUGGCAGUGGAGCCACGUUCUUGUAUCUUGAGACAGAGGACAUCUCCUUGGUCGCUUGGCGGGGGCGCUGGAGCAAGGUCAAGACGAUCGAAUUCUAUCUUCAGGAAGUAGCUGCGCAGCUGUUACUUAUGCAGCUUUCCGAAGGGUCGCGCCGUCGCAUUUCGGUGCUCCGCAAGUUUGCGCAGCCCCUCUUGUUGCUGCACGUGGCAACAGCUUGUCUUUGA